Coregonus sp. 'balchen' is the source of this 8305-nucleotide messenger RNA. NCBI's taxonomy places the organism in Eukaryota, Metazoa, Chordata, Actinopteri, Salmoniformes, Salmonidae. The record is from the annotation of a GenBank genome assembly.
AUGUAUAAAUACAUCAUUUUCAGAGGAAGUGACAUCAAGGACAUAAAUGUGUGUGAGCCGCCUAAACCACACCAUGGUUUACCUCAAGACCCUGCCAUUGUACAGGUAGGAGACAAGGACCAAUACAUCAACUCUACUCUGCAAAAUAAAAAAAACAUGACAUAAUUGACCGCCAUGCAUAUCAUCACACAGCCUAAGACUGGUCGUUGCAUGCAUCAACCAAUGGUUGCGUCCCACGUCAUCGACUGACAGAUUGCUGUAACAUAUGUGGUUAGCUGAUGCGUUAAAUACCUAUCCAGGCGUUGUAAGAUCUGGCAGGCGUCAGUGAUGCCUGGACAGAGGAAGGCGCCCCUAAGCAUUUGUUUGCUUUGCGUUUUGUAGUUGUCCAAAUCAAGUCAAAUCAAAUUGUAUUUGCCACAUACGCGAAUACAACAGGUGUAGACAUUACAGUGAAAUGCUUACUUACAAGCCCUUAACCAACAAUGCAGUUUUAAGAAAAGUAAAAAAUAGAUAAAUAAAAAAUAGCAAAUAAUUAAAGAGCAGCAGUAUAAUAAAAUAACAGUAGGGAGGCUAUAUGCAGGGGGUACCGGUACAGUCAAUGUGCAGGGGCACCGUUUAGUCGAGGUAAUUGAGAUAAUAUGUACAUGCGGGUAGUGUUAAAGCGCCUCUGCCACAUACCUGUCCCAGGCCCCCUACAGGAGUAUGGUGCCUUCAUAUAACCAGCUGGCUGCCAGCUCUCUACUCAGCCAGCAGUAUGCUGCUGCCCUGGGUCUGGGUGAGUGACACUGUCUUGGAGAGAGACCCUAGCAAACACACAACCACCUUCAUGAUGUAUUUUAUUUCAAGAUUUUGUCAUAAUAGCCAAUGAACUGUUAUGAGGCCCUUGUACAUAACUGCUAUGUCUUUGAACUUUGUCACCAUGUAGUGUCUCAUCUCAAGAUGUCAGGGUAGUGGGUUCGAUCCCCGGGACCACCCAUACGUAAAAAUGUAUGCACACAUGACUGUAAGUCGCUUUGGAUAAAAGCAUCUGCUAAAUGCAUAUUAUUAUAAGAUGUCUGUGGGAAACUGUCCCCAGAUCUCUUAAAAUGUCUUUCCCAUUUAUUCCCUGGCCUUCCUCAGGAACAGUCCUUCACAGCCUUCCAGCGAGAAGAGGCCUGAUGGUAGAGCAGGCUGUCCAGACAGUACCAGUGGAGAAUUCUGUCUACAAGUGGCCAGUCUGCCUCCCAGCAGUAAGGAACAGAGUCUGGUCGGCCUUCCCAGCGCUCUGGCAAAGAUGAUCCUCAGUCUCAGAGGACGACUGCCUCCAGUGGUAAGCUCAGACAACCGGAAUGAUGGUUUCUGAUACAGCCUGGUACAUAGUUUGAGUAACACCUGUUCUGCCGUGUUUUCAUUCCUGCUUUGUGAAUUCUCAUCACUUUAGGGAGCAGGAGAACUACAUUGAGCUCAAAAUUUUUUGGGACAGUGACUUUUUGUUUGUUUUGGCUGUGUACUCCAGCACUUUGGAUUUUUAAUGAUACAAUGACUACGAAGUUAACCUCUUAGAUGUAGGACCUGUGUGGUUCUGGUACCUGUUCCGACUGACAUUUUCGCUUAUAGUCCCAUGUAGCUCAGUUGGUAGAGCGUGGCGUUUGCAACGCCAGGGUUGUGGGUUCGUUUCCCACUGGGGACCAGUAUGAAAAAAAAUAAUGUAUGCACUCACUAACUGUAAGUCGCUCUGGAUAAAUGACUAAAAUGUAAAAUGUAAAUCGAUCUGUGGAUACCCCAGAUCGAACUGGCUUGUGUUGAGCAAUAGCCCUGGUUCCCACAAACACAGUAUAUAUAUAUUUUUUUCUGAGCCUGUGUGACAUAUGAUGUGGAAUCUGAAACCACUUCAAGCUGGGAUGUCCCUCCUACCAUUUCAUUUGCUUUUCUGACUGUCCAUCAACUCAUGGCUGAACCCUACAUCACAGCCACGGACAAAGCACAUGCAUGCUGCAAUCGUUACAUCGUAGCUCAACAGGAGAGUGGUUUCAUAGAUUUUUUUUAUUUAUUAUAUAUUUUUGGUUAUAUAUCCAUUAAUCUAAAAUAAUUCAGAUUUUAAAUUCAGGCUUUCUGUUUGUCAUAGACAGACAAGCUUAAUAUGAGAUGAAAGGUGUGUUCCUAACGAGUUCAGGAAGCCAAGCUAGAGCUAUGUGAGACGUUCCCAGCGACGCUAACAGACAUUUUGAUCAAGCGAGACCUUUAGAAAAUAUGCAAAUUUUCUCUAACACUAAACAUACAACUAUGUAUUUUAGUUAUAAGGAAGGUGAAAUCUUAGUCAUUUUAUUUGAUUAUGCUAUUUAUAUUUAGAAAGCAUGUCAUUUUUAAGCCCUACUUAUACAGCUUUGUAUAGGAAAUACAUCAUAUCAAAUUUCAUAUUUUAAUAUUUGUAUCAUAUUUUUACUGUGUGCUUGUGUUGUCAAAAGUGACUACACCUCAGCAAUUCAUAACUAUUUUACCAGAAAGGUGAGAUUUUAACCUUUCUUUGAGUAUGCAAUCCUUACUAGUUAUAGUUUAUGGCCUUCGUUAUAAAUAAUUAUAUUUGGGGAUUAUGUAGAUUACAUUUCAAGUGGUUAAAGUGCAGACGGUCAGCUUUAAUUUGAGGGUAUUUUCAUGCAUAUCGGGUGAACUGUUUCGAAAUUACAGCGCCUUUUGUGCAUAGUCCCCCCAUUUUAGGGGACCAAAAGUUUUGGGACAAAUUCACUUGUGUAUUAAAGCAGUCAAAUGGUGAGUAUUUGGUCCCAUAUUCAUAGCACGCAAUGAUUACAUCAAGCUUGUUACUAUACAAACUUGUUGGAUGCAUUUGCUUUUUGUUUUUGGUUCAUAUUAUUUUGUGCCCAAUAGACAUUAAUGGUCAAUAAUUGGCAUUUUGGAGUCACAUAUUGUAAAUAAGAAUAUAAUGUUUCUAAACACUUCUACAUUAAUGUGGAUGCUACCAUGAUUAUGGAUAAUCCUGAAUGAAUCGAGAAUUGUGAUGAGCGUUAGACGCAAAAAUAUCACCUCCCCUGUUAUUGUAAUGGUUAGCAUGUCUUGGGGCUAUGAUAUUUGUCUAACUUUCUCACUCAUCAUUAUUCACAAUUCAUUCAGGACAAUCUGUAAUCAUGACAGCAUCCACAUUAAUGUAGACGUGUUUAGAAACCUAUUCUAUUAUUUACAAUAAAAGUGAUACUAAAAUGACACAAUACAUUAUUUACCAAUAAUUUCUAUUGGGCACAAAAUAAUCUGAAACAACCAAAACAAAUGGCAAAUGCAUCCAAGUUUGUAGAGUCACAAGCUUGAUGUAGUCCUUGCGCGCUAUAAUUAUGGACCCAAUGCUAAACUUUUUACUACUUUAAUACACAUACUGUUGUCAAAUGUCUAAAUGUAACAGUGUUAUGCUCACAGGCAAUCGUAGGUCAAGGAACAGUGGGAGAGGUCAGCUUCUUGUAGAAAACUCAAAAGCUUACAAUUUGAGUCUGACUUUGAUUUUGAAACUUCCAAUGCUCAGUUCAACAAAGAUGAACUAGAGAACCCAGAAAAAAAAAUAAAAAAAAUAAGAUGAACUAGAGAAGGAGCUUCAGGAAAAGCUGACCAUCGAAGGUACCUGCAUCAAAAGUGAUUCCUCAAGUAGUCCAAAUUUGAAACUGUUGCUCAGUGAAAUACUGUAUGUGUAACUCUGGUCGUCAAUCUAGGCAGUAAGUUGUCUUGCCUGCAGUAGCAAGUCUAUAUUUUAACCACACCUAAGAUGUGGUUUGGAGUUUGUGGCCUUUCUCUUCUUAAUCCCAGUAUGAAAAUGUGACCCUUGGUUGUUCUCAUUCUGACCCAGAGGAGAAGGUGGGCUCUGGGGUUAGUAAGGGCCAGAACAUGAGGGCACAGUGGAGGAGGAUCCUCCCAGGGAGAAGUUAUACUAUGACAAAACAAAGUGCUUCUUUGACAAUGUCUCAUCUGAGAUUUAAGUUUGGGUAUAAAAAGAAUACUAGUAAAAAAAAAAAAGUUUCAUGAAGGAGUGGUGAAUUAAAUCUGAUUCUGUCCCUCCUUGUGUAUCUCACAUUUUCCACAUGCUAACUUGGUCAUGGUUGUACAAAAGCAAAUCAUUUUUUCUCUUGAUACUGAAAAUUCACAUUAACACUGUGGGAAACUUGUAUUGUUACUAAUCCAUUAAAUUACAUGACAAAUUAUGAUUGUACUGAUUUUUCAUAUUCUGUCAACAGUGAACUUCAAACAAUUUGCAAAAGUUGUUUGAUCUCAAAAUUGAAAUUAAUAUUUUACAUGCUGCUCCUACUAUACUGUAGUGUUAAUCAUUGGCAUAGGCUGGUGUGCAGAUAGAGGCUAGCUGGUUCAACCUGGGCCCCAGGUUGUCUAACUCGCUCAGGUCAAGGGUGUUGUCGGGGCUGGAGAUGGAGAGUCCAGGUCUGGUUCUGCGGCAGAGUUUGAGUCUCCCUCAUAGUAGGGGUGAGGGUCAUGAUCACCCAGCUCCUGGCCUGGGGCUUGUAUGGAGACUAAUCUCUGCAGUGAGAGAGGGGAGAUGAGUUGGCAGUCUAGAACAGUAGUAGCAAACUAAAUUACAUGUCACUAGGUCUCCAAAAAUAAGUUGAUGGCUUUGCAUAUCUGGCAAAAAAAGUCUGCCACCUGAAAAACCAACCUGAUGGCCCAAGUUGAACAUGGCAGCCUCUGUCACAAAACUAGAGUACCUUCUAGUAGUGCAAUAUUUCCUGCGUAAAACCGGUCCCUGUAGAACAGAGGAGACUUCUAAACAAGUGCACUUGUCUCAACUGUUUAACAGACAUUUGAUAAGUGGAUAUAUGCCAGCUACUGUAGGCUACCUGAUGAUGGCAGCCAUUGUUUGUAAUUUAUUGGUGUACUCGUCCUCUAAAGUUUGAAAAGUUAAGAGUGGAAAACGCAGCAUACGGGUAUGAUGAGUCAUGAAAUUCAGACCAAGCUAAAACCAUGCCUGCAUACUCUAUAAUUUUAACGUGGAUAAUCUGACAUGACCAGAUUAAUGCAUACCUUAUACAUUGAGCUGUCAUUGAACAGAUCUUAAAUGUUGUUCACCAUGCUCCACAACAUUUAGAUUUAUAAAGCUUUUGUCUAAAUCCUGUAGGACUGAUGACAAGGUGAGGUAAGGAAUAGGGAUAUUCAUCUCAAAGUUCUUUAUAGACUGUUUAGUGGUUCAGCAAUAUUACUGUGACAAAUUCCAGAUUGUCUGCAUAAUCAAAUAACAUUCAGCUCCGACACCCAUACAUACCCCACAAGACAUGCCACCAGGGGUCUCUUCACAGUCCCCAAGUCCAAAAACGAAUUCACGGCAACGCAAAGUUUUAUACAGAGCCAUGAUCGCAUGGAAUUCCCAUCUCCAAUUACUCAAGCAAACAGCAAAAUUACCUUUAAAAAAACGGAUUCAACAACUCAAGGUACGGCGGGGACUGUGAGGGGACGCGCACACACACAUAAUUUUGUUGUAUUGUUUAUAUUUUUUUGUGUUUGUAUAUCAUUGUAUUUUACAUUUCUGUGACUGUCCUUGUGUAUCAGUGUUUUACUUGUCAUGUUUUUUGUGGACCCCAGGAAGAGAAGCUGCUGCUUCUGCAAAAGCUCAAAAUAAACAAACAUAGCGUGUCUAUUGCCCAAUCAUAAUUAUAGCCUCACCCAUAUUCUGAGUCCAUUGGCUUUAUUGAAUUACUCCAUAUUUUUGAUACCAACUCAUCAGUGAUGUUUGCUGAUGAUUGACAUUAGGCGUCAAUGAUGCAUUGGGUACCUUGGCAUCAAUCAACAAAUACAUGAUUGUCAACAACAAAUACUUAAAGCUGUAAUUGCACCUUAUUCAAUUUUGUUAUUAAAUAUAAACUAUUGUACAUUUAUAGGCCAGCAGUUGAGGUAUUACAAUACCUCACAGUCAGUUCCUGGUUUCUCGAUGUUGGAGUGGAGCAGUACAUCUCCAGAGCUGUGGUCAACAUGGAUGGUGGACAUCUCCGCAUCACAAGAGAUGGAAAUUGCCAUCAGCAGGAAAAUUGACAGUCGGAUACAAAUAUUAAUUGUAGUCUUUUCUAAUAAACAAUUAAGAAAGCAGACAAACAGGACUACAGUGGGGGGAAAAGUAUUUAGUCAGCCACCAAUUGUGCAAGUUCUCCCACUUAAAAAGAUGAGAGGCCUGUAAUUUUUAUCAUAGGUACACGUCAACUAUGACAGACAAAAUGAGAAUUUUUUUUCCAGAAAAUCACAUUGUAGGAUUUUUAAUGAAUUUAUUAGUUUCUCAAUACUUUGUUAUAUACCCUUUGUUGGCAAUGACACAGGUCAAAUGUUUUCUGUAAGUCUUCACAAGGUUUUCACACACUGUUGCUGGUAUUUUGGCCCAUUCCUCCAUGCAGAUCUCCUCUAGAGCAGUGAUGUUUUGGGGCUGUCGCUGGGCAACACGGACUUUCAACUCCCUCCAAAGAUUUUCUAUGGGGUUGAGAUCUGGAGACUGGCUAGGCCACUCCAGGACCUUGAAAUGCUUCUUACGAAGCCACUCCUUCGUUGCCCGGGCGGUGUGUUUGGGAUCAUUGUCAUGCUGAAAGACCCAGCCACGUUUCAUCUUCAAUGCCCUUGCUGAUGGAAGGAGGUUUUCACUCAAAAUCUCACGAUACAUGGCCCCAUUCAUUCUUUCCUUUACACGGAUCAGUCGUCCUGGUCCCUUUGAAGAAAAACAGCCCCAAAGCAUGAUGUUUCCACCCCCAUGCUUCACAGUAGGUAUGGUGUUCUUUGGAUGCAACUCAGCAUUCUUUGUCCUCCAAACACGACGAGUUGAGUUUUUACCAAAAAGUUAUAUUUUGGUUUCAUCUGACCAUAUGACAUUCUCCCAAUCCUCUUCUGGAUCAUCCAAAUGCACUCUAGCAAAUUUCAGACGGGCCUGGACAUGUACUGGCUUAAGCAGGGGGACACGUCUGGCACUGCAGGAUUUGAGUCCCUGGAGGCGUAGUGUGUUACUGAUGGUAGGCUUUUUUACUUUGGUCCCAGCUCUCUGCAGGUCAUUCACUAGGUCCCCCCCCGUGUGGUUCUGGGAUUUUUGCUCACCGUUCUUGUGAUCAUUUUGACCCCACGGGGUGAGAUCUUGCGUGGAGCCCCAGAUCGAGGGAGAUUAUCAGUGGUCUUGUAUGUCUUCCAUUUCCUAAUAAUUGCUCCCACAGUUGAUUUCUUCAAACCAAGCUGCUUACCUAUUGCAGAUUCAGUCUCCCCAGCCUGGUGCAGGUCUACAAUUUUGUUUCUGGUGUCCUUUGACAGCUCUUUGGUCUUGGCCAUAGUGGAGUUUGGAGUGUGACUGUUUGAGGUUGUGGACAGGUGUCUUUUAUACUGAUAACAAGUUCAAACAGGUGCCAUUAAUACAGGUAACAAGUGGAGGACAGAGGAGCCUCUUAAAGAAGUUACAGGUCUGUGAGAGCCAGAAAUCUUGCUUGUUUGUAGGUGACCAAAUACUUAUUUUCCACCAUAAUUUGCAAAUAAAUUCAAUAUAAAUCCUACAAUGUGAUUUUCUGGAUUUCUUUUUCUCAAUUUGUCUGUCAUAGUUGACGUGUACCUAUGAUGAAAAUUACAGGCCUCUCUCAUCUUUUUAAGUGGGAGAACAUGCACAGUUGGUGGCUGACUAAAUACUUUUUUUCCCCACUGUACAUCCAUAGUAUGAAUUACACAAUGUAUCAAAAGAAGAGUGUCUUACAGAGUAGCAGAAACAAGGAAGCGAAUAUGAUGCAACUGCCACCAGUGGCUCCGCUCUGGUGGCAGUUGGGCAAAACGGAACAGUCACACACAGUGACAGAGAGGUUGUACAAAAAGAACUGGCCUUGCAUGUCAGAGAUCUUCGGCUGGAGAGUGUAUGGACCUGCAUCCACAGAAUACUCCUUCACCAGGUCACAGUGAAACCUUGUGAAUGAAAUUAAUGAGAGACAUACAUGUUGAGAUCAACACAGAGAUAGAUAAGGGAUAGUUUUCACAGAUGACAUUGAGUUGAACUUUUAUGCCAGAUGGGUGAUUACUUCUGACAACAUUUCUGUUCUGUUCGCACAGCGAUUUAGUUGUCACAAAACCUAACAAGUGGCAUUUUUAAGAGCAGAAUCAUCUACCAUAUGAAAGGUCCAUUCUCAAUUUCCCCUCCACGUUUCCAGGCAGCUCGAAUUGGAAGGGUCCUCCACAAGGCUCUUGGUCCAGGUCAGAGGCUGUGAUGUUGGCCCUGGUGGGCCCCUCACACACACACAUGUCCAGUCUGCUCUCAGACAGCUGUGGGUCCAUCACGUGGAUCCUCAGGGUCCCUGUGCCUGUCAUCUGUGGCUCACAUGUCCAUUAA